AUGGCUAAUUCUAUGGCCUUGUUAACACAGCGUAAUUGUAUUCAAUUCGCUACCGCGCCGAUACCCACUUUCGAUGGCGAGAAUCCAGCUUUGUCGGUUUUCGCUCAGAGUGUAGAAAACGGGCUCGCGUUAAUACCAGAUACGUCGGAAACAGAGUAUCUGAGUAUCGUGUUGACUAAACUCACCGGUCCGGCGCGGAUUAGUAUCCAAGAUAAACAAUUCAACAAUGUAACUCAAUUGUUACAACAUUUGAAAAAACGAUACGCUCCUGGGAAGAACUUGGCGUAUUUCCAAGCUGAGGUUUCGCGCCUUAAAAUCCGUGAGGACGAAUCACUAAGGAAGUACAUCGACAGAGCCAGCAAACUUGCCCAUGGAUCUCGUAUCGCGAUCCGCGAGAGGUACACGACCAACGUGGAUCAGCUCAUCAAGGAGAUGGAAAUGGACAUCUUGGAGAAUUUCCUUGAGGGUUUACCGGAGCGUGUGGCCUGGAGAAUCGCCGCUCUGGACAAAAAGAUUAAAACUUUAGAAGAGGCGUACGAAGCUGUGCUACAAAUUGAACGUCGCCUCAAGAACCGACGACAGAUUCAGGAGAAGGCAUCACCUAGUCGUCGUAGAGAAGAGGACUUUCUCAGCUGGAGACGUCCUCGAGAGAAGGAACACAGGCGUGUGUACCCUCAGUCACCGUCACCCUAUCGGCAAAGACCAAGGGAUCGCAGCACAUCUGGUUCCGAACCGGAGUUCGAAGAACGAGCUUCACGUGCAACGGCGUUGACUUUACGUAAGCAUGAUUAUUCACGCUCUCCAAACCACUCACCGGAGGCGCCAAAAUAUGACGAGCCGUUCAACACCAAACACGAUGUUUACGACUUUUAUUGCGCAAACUGCAGUACGGAAGGGGCUGAAAUUUCCUAUUACCAUAAAACCUUGGUAACUCGUAACCAACCUAUUAAACCUAUAUUCUUCAGUAACGCUGAGGAGAUGGAACUGCAUCCAGUAUUGCCAAUUAAACAUAGAUUGCCAGGACGCACAGCUCUCCAAAUUGCAGUUCCAGUCGCAAAUCCGGAGGUUAUGGAAGGGUACCUAGCACGAAUCAAGACUCCUGAACAGGUCUACAUUGGAGAAGCAGCAGUCUGCAAUCAUGAUGGAAUUUGCUAUGUCCUAGCCACAAACACCGGAGAAGACGAAAUCGAAAUCGACAUUGAACCACAACGCAUACAUCCGUAUGAGAUUUUUGACUCAUCAGAUGACGAUCCUAUUCCUUCGUAUCUAGCAAAGGAAACAAAGGAAGACAGAACUACACGUAUCCAAGAUCUUUUAAGGACCGAUCAUCUAAACUCUGAAGAACGACAACAUGUGUUCAAAAUUGUCAGGGAAUUUUCUGAUAGAUUUUUCCUACCUGGAGAUAACCUGGGCAAGGUUCCAAAUUUUCAUCACUCUAUUUACACAACAGACGACAUUCCGAUUAAUACUAGACAGUAUCGGUACCCACCAGUACAUCAGGAGGAGAUACAACGACAGGUUGAAGCUCUGCUAUCGCAGGGUAUUAUUAGACCAUCCACCUCACCAUACAAUUCUCCUUUAUGGAUUGUACCGAAGAAACCGGACGCCGAUGGUAACAAACGUUGGCGAAUGAUUGAAAUGAACCCAAAGGACAGACAGAAGACCGCGUUUACAACCCCACAUGGACAUUUCGAGUUUGUGCGUAUGCCUUUUGGUUUGAAGAACGCACCACCGACAUUCCAACGCGUCAUGAACCGGGGAAUAUGGACUUACUCUACAGACUAA
Molecule: messenger RNA, 1785 nt
Organism: Osmia bicornis bicornis
Lineage: Eukaryota; Metazoa; Arthropoda; Insecta; Hymenoptera; Megachilidae
Exons: 4
Coding region: 1-1785 (594 amino acids)
Source: RefSeq, a predicted model, not a curated record